Molecule: messenger RNA, 1363 nt
Organism: Dipodomys spectabilis (banner-tailed kangaroo rat)
Lineage: Eukaryota; Metazoa; Chordata; Mammalia; Rodentia; Heteromyidae
Product: spindlin-2
Exons: 2
Coding region: 40-819 (259 amino acids)
Biological process (GO): regulation of DNA-templated transcription; gamete generation
Cellular component (GO): nucleoplasm; cytosol
Source: RefSeq, a predicted model, not a curated record
GGUGCUAAACAUUUAAGCCUUUCUCCUCCCUUUUCAGGUAUGAAGACUCCUCACAAGAAGACAGCUGCAAAGCAGCAGACUAGGGAAGCUGUAGAUCACCACACUGGAUCUACAAACAUAAGAAAGAAAAAACACACUCAAAAGAAGCAGAGGGGGAGACCUGCGUCCCAGCCACGGAGGAACAUUGUGGGCUGCAGAAUUUCUCAUGGAUGGAAGGAAGGCGAUGAACCUAUCACGCAGUGGAAAGGAACUGUUCUGGAUCAGGUGCCUAUAAAUCCCUCUCUUUAUCUGGUGAAAUACGAUGGAAUUGACUGUGUCUAUGGACUGGAACUUCACCAGGAUGAAAGGAUUUUAAAACUUAAAAUCCUUCCUGAUAAGGUGCCAUUUUCUCGAGUCAGAGAUGUGCGCCUUGCAAAUACCAUAAUUGGCAAAGCAGUGGAACAUAUGUUUGAGGGUGAGCAUGGUUCUAAGGAUGAAUGGCGGGGGAUGGUGCUAGCCCAAGCACCUAUCAUGAAAGCCUGGUUUUAUAUUACCUAUGAGAAAGAUCCUGUCCUGUACAUGUACCAGCUUCUAGAUGAUUACAAAGAAGGCGACCUCCGCAUUAUGCCAGAGUCCAAUGAGGCUCCUCCAACAGAGAGGGAGCCAGAAGGAGUUAUAGAUGGCCUGAUAGGUAAACAUGUGGAAUAUACCAAAGAAGAUGGCUCCAAAAGGACAGGCAAGGUCAUUCACCAAGUUAAAGCCAAACCCUCUGUGUAUUUCAUCAAGUUUGAUGAUGAUUUCCAUAUCUAUGUCUAUGAUUUGGUGAAAAAAACCUGUUAGGUAAAACUUGCAAAAUGUGAGGAGGCAAAUGUAUAAUUUGUAGAUGUGCAAAAUACUAAUUUUCCAAUGUAUUUGAAGCUUAAGGAUCCCUAAUAACCCAACAUCUUUGCCAGCGUAACUGUUUUCUGAAAAACACAAUUUUAUGUGGAUAUCACACACUAUAUGUAAGUACUUUGUCUUGUGGAAAAGAUUGGGUUGUUUGCUUUAUGGGUCAUAAAAGAAAGGAAUAGCUGUCCAUUCAACCUGUGAAUAAAGUGCAGCUAUUAUGACCAGUUACCUAAAGAGGAAAUGAAACUUAGCUGAUACAGUCUGUGGGGAGGGGAAUGAGCUAGAGGUGGGCUGUGGGAAAGGCAGGGGAGGAGGUGAGUUCUUAAGAAGAGGUAGGGAGGUACCAGAAAAAUGGGAAGCUCCCUAGGGAGAAUCAGGGGGAAACAUCCAGUAGAAAAGGGAGUAAAUGAUGACUGAGAGUGAGAAUUUGGGGUUUAGAGGAAAACAGACAGAAUAAAUUGAGUAGAGAGGGAAACAAAGAAAGGUUAGAAGAGGU